UCUCUCUCUCUCUCUCUCUCUCUCUCUCUCUCUCUCUCUCUCUCUCUCUCUCUCUCUCUACAACAAUGAGCAGCGAUCUGAAGUCGAAAUUCCUGCAAGUUUAUGAGGUUCUGAAAUCGGAGCUAAUUCAUGAUCCUUCAUUUGAGUUCGACGACGAUUCUCGUCAGUGGGUCGAACGGAUGCUUGACUACAAUGUACCUGGAGGAAAGUUAAAUAGAGGCCUUUCUGUUGUGGACAGCUACAAGCUUCUAAAAGGAGAAGAACUAACAGAAGAUGAAGUUUUUCUUGCAUGUGCCCUUGGUUGGUGCAUUGAAUGGCUUCAAGCAUAUUUUCUUGUACUUGAUGACAUUAUGGAUGAAUCCCAUACACGCAGAGGUCAACCCUGUUGGUUUAGAUUACCCAAAGUUGGUAUGAUUGCUGUAAAUGAUGGAGUUGUUCUUCGCAACCAUAUUUCCAGAAUCUUAAAGAAACAUUUCAGAUCAAAGACUUAUUAUGUGGAUCUACUCGAUCUGUUCAAUGAGGUGGAAUUCCAAACAGCAUCUGGGCAGAUGAUUGAUUUGAUUACUACACUUGUUGGAGAGAAAGAUCUGUCGAAAUAUUCUUUAUCCAUUCACCGCCGGAUUGUUCAGUACAAAACAGCCUAUUACUCAUUUUAUAUUCCGGUUGCCUGUGCGCUCCUUAUGUUUGGAGAGAAUCUCGAUGAUCAUGUACAAGUGAAAGAUGUCCUCGUUGAAAUGGGUACCUAUUUUCAAGUGCAGGAUGAUUAUCUUGACUGUUUUGGUGCUCCUGAGGUGAUUGGAAAGAUUGGAACAGACAUCGAAGACUUCAAGUGUUCAUGGUUGGUUGUGAAAGCAUUGGAACUUUCUAACGAGGAGCAGAAGAAACUUCUUAACGAGAACUACGGGAGGAAGGAUCCGGGCAGCGUGGCAAAAGUAAAGGAACUAUACGAUUCUCUCAACCUUCAGGGCGUGUUUGAAGAUUACGAGAAUAAGACUUACGAAAAGUUGGUGAAAUCAAUCGAAACUCACCCAAGCAAACCCGUACAAGCCGUGUUGAAAUCUUUCUUGGCAAAAAUAUACAAGAGACAAAAAUAGGAAUAACCGAUUCCAUUCCAAUGUUGUUUGUACUUUCUACCUUCUAGUACCUUUCGCUUUGUAUACUUGCAUUCUGAUUUCUGCACAAUAAAUUGGUAAUCCAAAAUUGGAGUUGUUUACUUUACGAUACUCAAAUCAACUAAUGAGAAUAAUCACCCAAUUACACUUUACAAAGUAAUAUAGAUUAAAAAAAGGAAUGUAGCUUUCCAUGAGCGUUGCUGAGGAGACUAGUUUUGGUCGUCGACGUUCGAGAGAUGAUUAAAUGAAGCGCCACGGUUGCCGAGGGAACUGCUUCUAUGGUAACGACACCGGAAAGAUCCGACGUGGGUGGUCGGAGAGCAAAGGCGGUUAGGUUUUGCGUCGGAAGGUGCUCUCUGUGUCGCCAAAUGUGCGAUUUCUGCAUAGCAAUUACUUGCUGCGCUGCCGCCGUCCACGGUGGCCGGGAUUUGUUGUUUUUUGGCUUGUUCGGGAGUAGUUAUAAAACGAGAUUAAACGGAAGAUUAAAGGCAUGAUCCUUCAAAACAAGUUUUAAUGGGAGGUGAUGAGUGGUCAUUACUCGCAUUUAAGUUUGCGAGAUGGGGUGUCUGCUUAAGGCUUUACGACAAUUAGGCACCUCAAAUCUUAUAACCAUCUGAUCCUUAUAUUAUUAUUUUGAGUUUAUAUACUUUUUAGCCAAAGCUAAAUAGUAGAAGCUAGCUUAUGAAUUUAUUUGUUCAUAAGUUGGGUGGGUUUUGUUUAUAAAAUUACAAAAAUAUUUUUUAAAGUUUUUGUUUAUAAAACUACAAUAUUUUUUUGUGAAAAUGUUUUUUGAAGACUUAUAGAAAAAAUUUUCAAAAAGGUUUUGUUCAUUCAUAACUUCUCUAUAUGGAUGUUUAGCACGAUAGUCCAAAAAAUAGAACCGAAGAAAAUACAUCAUCUACAUUAAUAAUCUCUUAAAGUUAGUCGAAUUAAAUAAAAACAUAUUAGUAUUAAAGAUUAGUAUUAAACUAAAAAAAUAUAAAAGCUUAAAAACUAAAAUUGUAAAAAGAAGUUGUCCAAUUUGAAAAAAUAAUUAUACAUAACAAAAAAAAUAAGUUAUAAUUUUUUUUUUUUAAAUUUGUAAACAAUGUUUAGAUGGAUACAGAAGAUAUGAUGUUUUUAGAAAAGUAUAAUCAAAUCUAUAAAUAUAAUAUUAUAUUAUAGAAAACUGUAAAAAAAAAUUAAAUAUAAAACAAUUAGGUUGUAUAAAAAAUUGGUAAAAAGUUUGU
Messenger RNA from Lactuca saligna, 2341 nucleotides. NCBI's taxonomy places the organism in Eukaryota, Viridiplantae, Streptophyta, Magnoliopsida, Asterales, Asteraceae. The record is from the annotation of a GenBank genome assembly.